This is a messenger RNA of Sphenostylis stenocarpa, 1803 nucleotides long. The record is from the annotation of a GenBank genome assembly. NCBI's taxonomy places the organism in Eukaryota, Viridiplantae, Streptophyta, Magnoliopsida, Fabales, Fabaceae.
AUGGUGAUCAGAGAGGAAAAGGGUGUGAAGCUUGUUCUGCUUAAAUUUGGUUUGGCUUUGGCUCUUUCAUUUGCUGGAUUUCUCUACUCACGCUUCAGAAUCAGAAGAAUCAAGCCCUCCAAAUCACGCAACGGGGCUAGUGUCGGUCACGAUAGUGAAGUUAAUUUAGGAGGAGGUAUAGGGGCAGCAUUAAGUACUUGCAACACCAUUUCAGAGGGAAAUUUUCUAUGUUCUGAAGAAACAUGCAUCGACAGGGUGAUAACUGGCAAUUCUCCUCUUGCUCUCUCUCCUGACAGUACUCAAAAUAGUGAUAAAGAUGAGUUACUCCUACCUGAAUUUAAUGAUCUUCUUAUGGACGUAGACUUUGGAGACACAGUUAUCAGAACUUCCUUUAAAAAAGAUAUGGAAGCACCAUGGUUAAAAGUAUAUGCAGAUACUGAGAAGGAUGAGUACGAGCAAGAAGUAAGUCAACUCAGGAACAUGAUUAGAAUGCUUCAAGACAGAGAACAAAGUCUCGAGGUUCAACUGUUCGAGUACUGUGGUCUUAGAGAGCAAGAAACAGCAGUGAUGGAGCUCCAAAAUAGAUUGAAAGCAAGCACUGUGGAGGUAAAGAUGUUCAAUCUGAAGGUUAAGACCUUACAGUCUGAGAAUUGGAGACUAAAGGAACAGGUUGCCGAUCAUACAAAAGUGGUGGCUGAGCUUGAGAUUGCAAAAGACGAAGUCAAAUUGCUCAAUAAGAAAAUUAGGUAUGAAGCUGAACAGAAUAGGGAGCAGAUCAGAAGUCUUCAACAGAAAGUUUCCACAUUGCAAGACCAAGAAUGCAAAGGUGCUUGUGAUCAAGAUAUUCAAAUAAAGCUGCAAAAUCUAAAGUAUCUUGAGUCUGAAGCAGAAGAGUUGAAGAAAUCUAAUUUAAGAUUGCAGAUAGAAAAUUCUCAUUUAGUUCGAAGAUUGGAUUCUACCCAGAUCUUUGCUAAUUCAGUUCCAGAAGACCCGGAGGUAGAUGCUCUGAAGCAAGAGAGUGAGUGUCUCAAACAAGAAAAUAUGCGCUUGAUGAAGGAAAUUGAGCAAUUACAUUCUGAUCGAUGUUCAGAUCUUGAAGAAUUAGUAUAUAUGCGGUGGAUAAAUGCAUGCUUACGAUAUGAACUAAGAAAUUAUGAAGCCGCGCCAGGUAAAACAGUUGCAAAGGACUUAAGCAGAAGCUUAAGCCCUACGUCCGAGAGGAAAGCCAAACAGCUUAUACUUGAAUAUGCAAAUGCUGAUGGACCAGGGAACAUCGUCAACUUUGAUAUAGAUCAAUGGUCGUCCUCGCAUUCUUCUUCUCUCACUGACUUUGGAGAAUGUGAUGAUUUUUCUUCUGUAGAUAAUUCAUCUGCUGCUAAAACUAACACCACAAGCCAGACCAAGCUUUUAAGCAAGCUUAGACAAUUGAUACAAGGCAAAGAUAGUCACCGUAGUCAUGUUUCAUCACAAGAAAAAUAUGGACAUCAAGAUAGCAAUCCUCCACGGCUACGUACAUCAACUGGAAUGGAGGGUCCUAGGAGUGAGUUUGCUACUCCCAUUGUUACGUAUAGAACUUCCCUUGAUUUCUCUAGGUUUACGAGUAUGCAGGAAGAAGCAAAUAGGAGGAAUUCAGAUAGUGCUUUCAUGGGAAGCUCAAGUAAAUUCAGGGCACGUACGAAAGGUUCUUUCUCAGAUUCCUUAGGCUUGGAAAAAAAUAAUUUGGAGAAAUACGCAGAAGCUUUAAAAGAUUCUAGCGUGAGUGCUAGACAUCAAAGACGUAGAAGAUCAGCAUCAUGUAGUUAG